This is a messenger RNA of Engraulis encrasicolus (European anchovy), 946 nucleotides long. RefSeq names its product rho-related GTP-binding protein RhoG-like. The coding region runs from base 279 to 854 and encodes 191 amino acids. Lineage: Eukaryota; Metazoa; Chordata; Actinopteri; Clupeiformes; Engraulidae. Gene Ontology annotation, molecular function: GTPase activity; protein kinase binding; GTP binding. The transcript has 2 exons. Gene Ontology annotation, biological process: establishment or maintenance of cell polarity; regulation of actin cytoskeleton organization; motor neuron axon guidance. Gene Ontology annotation, cellular component: cytoskeleton; cytoplasmic vesicle; cell projection. The record is from RefSeq and is a predicted model, not a curated record.
AGCCGAAGUUCAGUGAGAGGGAAAGCGCCGCGCGACUGUAAUAUAGCAGGGGUGUGAAUCAGAAGUCAAACUUCUGUGAAGUAGCAGUCAGUACUGUUUUCAUGUCAUGAAAAGCCUCUUUACGUGGAUUCUAGCCCUGAGCACGUAGAGUGAGAGAGGGUGACGGUGAACGUGUGUGAAAGAGGAAGAGCGUGUGGUGAAGAGAGAGAGAGAGAGAGAGACAGACAGAGAGACGCGAAGGGAGCACCGAGCGAGCAUCGAGCCGCCUAUCUCGCGAGAUGCAGACCAUCAAGUGUGUGGUGGUGGGCGACGGCGCGGUGGGCAAGACCUGCCUGCUCAUCUCCUACACCACCAACGCCUUCCCCGAGGAGUACAUCCCCACCGUCUUCGACAACUACAGCGCCCAGAUGAGCGUGGACGGCCGCACCGUCAGCCUCAACCUCUGGGACACGGCGGGCCAGGAGGAGUACGACCGCCUGCGCACGCUCUCCUACCCGCAGACCAACGUCUUUGUCAUCUGCUUCUCCAUCGGCAGCCCCUCCUCGCACGCCAACGUGCGGCACAAGUGGCACCCCGAGGUAUCCCACCACUGCCCCAACGUGCCCGUGCUGCUGGUGGGCACCAAGAAGGACCUGCGUCACGACGCCGACACCCAGGCCCGGCUGAAGGAGCAGGGCAUGGCGCCCACUACGCACCAGCAGGGCAGCGCGCUGGCCAAGCAGAUCGGGGCGGUGAAGUACCUGGAGUGCUCGGCGCUGAAGCAGGAGGGCGUGCGGGAGGUGUUUGCCGAGGCCGUCAGGGCCGUGCUCUACCCCAACGCCAAGAAGAAGAGCAAGCAGUGCGUGCUGCUAUAGUUUGUUUUGUUUUAAUCGCACGUUACGAGGAGGUGCUGACAGACCAGGGACAAAAAGGGGGCUGGAGUCUGGACUGUGGUGUGAAUGAUGGG